Molecule: messenger RNA, 762 nt
Organism: Hevea brasiliensis (rubber tree)
Lineage: Eukaryota; Viridiplantae; Streptophyta; Magnoliopsida; Malpighiales; Euphorbiaceae
Product: dirigent protein 22
Exons: 1
Coding region: 74-652 (192 amino acids)
Source: RefSeq, a predicted model, not a curated record
CAGAGUUAGGUGCUCCCACACAGAAACAAUUUCACCAUUCAUUCAAGAGUAUCUUAGAGUUCCGAUAUUGUCCAUGGCUAGACUACCCAUUCUUGUUUCCCAUUUCAUCUUUCUAUCCCUCCUCUCUUCCUUCGCCGCAGUACUGGUGGCCGGAGAAGACCACGAAUUUGGGAGAACCAUUGACAGGAAGCUAUAUGGUCUCAAGAAAGAAAAGCUAAGUCAUUUCCGUUUGUAUUGGCAUGACGCAGUCACCGGCUCUAACCCUAGCUCCGUCCUAGUGGUGCCGCCGGAGAACACUUCAACAACAGCCUUCGGGAUGGUAAGGAUGAUCGAUAACGCAUUAACGUUAGGGCCAGAAAUGAGCUCCAAGUUAGUGGGAAGAGCACAAGGGUUUUAUGCACAAGCGUCACAGCAAGAGAUCGGCUUAUUAAUGGCCAUGAAUUUUGCUUUUCUUGAAGGUAAGUAUAAUGGAAGCACUAUCACGGUGCUUGGACGGAACACGGUGUUUUCCAAGAUGAGAGAGAUGCCGGUGGUCGGAGGAAGUGGGCUUUUCCGGUUUGCCAGAGGUUAUGUUCAGGCCAGAACACAGUGGUUAAAUAUGACAUCAGGAGAUGCUAUAGUUGAGUAUAACAUCUAUGUAUUGCAUUAUUGAUUGAUGCUUUUGUGUGUUCUUCCACUUUGGCAUUUUCUUUUCCAGAAAAGAAUAUUUACCUUUAUAUGGUGAUGAAUAAUAAUUACGGGGUCCACUAAUUUUGAUGUUUA